GUGUAUCUUAUAUCUCGUUCGUGUAUCUUAUAUCCUGUCCGUGUAUCUUAUAUCCUGUCCGUGUAUCUUAUAUCCUGUCCGUGUAUCUUAUAUCCUGUCCGUGUAUCUUAUAUCCUGUCCGUGUAUCUUAUAUCCUGUCCGUGUAUCUUAUAUCCUGUCCGUGUAUCUUAUAUCCUGUCCGUGUAUCUUAUAUCCUGUCCGUGUAUCUUAUAUCCUGUCCGUGUAUCUUAUAUCUUGUCCGUGUAUCUUAUAUCCUGUCCGUGUAUCUUAUAUCUUGUCCGUGUAUCUUAUAUCCUGUCCGUGUAUCUUAUAUCUUGUUCGUGUAUCUUAUAUCCUGUCCGUGUAUCUUAUAUCUUGUCCGUGUAUCUUAUAUCCUGUCCGUGUAUCUUAUAUCUUGUUCGUGUAUCUUAUAUCUUGUCCGUGUGGUGA
This is a messenger RNA of Helobdella robusta, 429 nucleotides long. RefSeq lists its product as hypothetical. The transcript has a single exon. The annotation marks the transcript as partial. Lineage: Eukaryota; Metazoa; Annelida; Clitellata; Rhynchobdellida; Glossiphoniidae. The record is from RefSeq and is a predicted model, not a curated record.